Fusarium poae is the source of this 2463-nucleotide messenger RNA. RefSeq lists its product as uncharacterized. The transcript is spliced from 4 exons. Bases 1 to 2463 code for a protein of 820 amino acids. The record is from RefSeq and is a predicted model, not a curated record. NCBI's taxonomy places the organism in Eukaryota, Fungi, Ascomycota, Sordariomycetes, Hypocreales, Nectriaceae.
AUGGCGCCUGGAACGCGUCGCGCCAACAGAGCUGGUUACGCCGAGCAUGAUGAUUUUGAAGGUUUGCCCGUGCGACAAUGGCGACAAGAAUGGAUAAACGUUGUGCCGCCGCAACAGCAAGAACAAACUCAACAAAACGAUAUCUGGUCGAUCGAUCUACCCCAUGGCAUGCCAAAGGAUUCGGGUCUACUCCCACCACACACUCAAGAACUCCUUGCUGCCGCACGAUCUGGACGCUUGUAUAAAAGACCUGCGCCAGCGGAAGAGGAAGAAGGCGACGCUGAUGCAGCUCCCGAGAAGCCAGAGAAGAAGGACGAAGAUACGGGCGCCAGAGGAUUCAGUGUCAAGGUCUGGAAGCAGCUACCACGAAACCUCGAUAAUUCUGGUGUGUCGCACCUCGCGAAACGACAAAAGAACACUGUGACAAUCGCCAGUCGAACGGUCGAAGAAAAGGUCCAGGGACCAACGGUUACAAGGGCGACUAUUAGGAGAAUCGACGCCGCUGGAAACCCAUAUACAGAGGAGGUCACCCUGGGUGAAGGUCAAAAGGUUCAGGGCGAAAUCGUUUCUACUAGAAUCGAACCUGCGCCUGCUGCUGGCUUGGAGCCUCUAGCUACGACACCUGUUCCCAACCGACGAAGGCCUCCACCUCCUAAGAGAAAGACCAAGGCUGGUCCUGGUCGCGGAAAGAAGAAGAUCAAGAAUCCUCUGCCCGAGACUGGAGCUCCUAUCGCGGCACCCGUUGGAACUGCAGACGGUGCCACCCCUGCUGCGGUUGUCAAGCCUGAGAACCCCGCAGAAGCUGCCAUUAAGCAAGAACGCGAAGACUCGACCAAUCGGGACAGUUCAAUGAUCGAUGCGGAUGAUGAUGAUGACGAUGAAGAUGGAGAAGAUGACGAAGGCGAUGAAGGUGAAGAGGGAGACGGAACACCAGCUCCGGUUAGCCAAGCGGGCGGUGAAAACGACAAGCAGCAAGAUCACGAAAUGACAGACGCCGCCCCCACAACGACCACCGAGUCCGCUCCCGCCCCGCCUCCUGCUCCUGUGCCUGCUUCAGCUGAACUUCCUGCCGCCCCUGCAAAUGACGACACUGACGUCGUUAUGCAAAACGAUUCUUCUGAGCCUGUACAAGAAAGUGCUGCCAAUCUCGCACCACCUACACUCACGCCUGAAGAAUCAAGGGUUGAAGGCAGCCCUCUCAAGAACGUUGCCAUGCCUUCGCCUACAAAGGAGGACACAGAGCAGAUGCUCCAGGAGUCGCUCAAUGCCCCCUUUGCCGACGUUGAUGAGACUAAGGAGCCUCAACUGACCGAGGAAAACCUCAAGGAGGCGUCCUUGGAGCCCCCUACUAAUGACAACGUACCUCAUGCGUCUGGCGUUGAUGAAGAACACAUUCUGAAAACGGCUGUGAAUGCUGCGUUUGGAGUUGAGCAACCGCCAGUGGUAGGACCUGGGGCUGAGCCUGCUGAGUCGACUGUGGCCGAGCCGCCAUCGACGGUUGUCGGAGAGGCCCCUGAAGCUGCAACCGAUCGUGAUAUUCCCAUGAUGGAGCCAACCGAUAACGAAGCACUGCUGCCUCCUCCACCAGAAGAAGUUGGUAAUAUCGCUGCUUCACCUCCGGGAAGCUCUGGAGAACAAGGACAUUCUGCCCCUGGAAGCGAUGUCAAGCUGCCCUUUGACAUUUUGCCUGGCGAAGAAGCUCUCCCAUCAAGACCGCAAUUAGAACAAAAUGAUACUGGUUUGACAGAAGACAGUAUCAGACCUGAUGAUUCAGCUUCAAUCACUGCACCUGUCUCUGACGUUCCCGAUAUCCCAACUGCUCCUCCAUCAGUUGUCGAGCCUCCGUCAGAGCCGCCCGCUGAAACUACUCUACAAGAGUCUGUUGUAGAGGAGGCCAAGUCACCAACGCCGCCUCAACCAGAGAUUAAGGAGGAAUCCAUCCCUCCUGCUGUUGAGGAAGUUGCCAAGGGAGAAUCUCCUGAUAUGAUUGCAAGCUUGAUGGAUAAGCUUGAUCAAGAGCAUGCAGACAUAGAGGGCAUCAAGGAAGAUCUACCAACUCCACCGGUACCUGCGCCAGUGGAAGAGCCCGCACCUGAAGCUCCUGCAGCGAUGGACAUUGAGCCUCCUGUCGAACCCGUUGCUGAGCCCAUCGAAAAGCCUGUCGAGGAACCUGCCCCUGAGUCUGGACCUGAGCCUGUUGCCGAGACUGAGGUCAAGCCAACUAUCGAGGCGCCUGCAGAUGCACCCACAGAAACAAAGGCCGAGGUACCCUCAGAGCCAACCUUGAUACCAUCAGAGGUUCCGGAAGCACCAGUCGAUGAGCCCAUGGUUACCGAGGAGGAAAAGCCUAGUGAUCCCGUCCUUGAAGCUCCUGCUGUGGAGGCUCCCACAGUAACAGAACCUAUGGAAACGGAAGUGGAAAAGAAGGAUGAAGAAAUAAACAAGGAUAUCGAUACUGCUUAG